GUGAGACGAACUCCCUCCUAUGGAAACGAACGGAGUUUGAAACGCUAGCUACUAGCUACGGAGCUAAACAUGCAUUCGUAGCUAGUUAGCCAAACUAAUUAGUUUUACAUACGCAUAAGCAUUGUACAUAUAGCUGAUUAGCUGUUUAGAUAUCUGUGUGUUAUUUGAUCCUUGAAGCGCUCGCUCCGGCUGUAAGAUGAACGCCCGGGCCAGCACCAGGCUGCGGGGUUCGGUGAUUCUGGCCCUGCUGCUGGUCGCGUCGCGGCUGGACGGAGCCUCUGGUAUCCAAGAGGAGCAGAAACCGGCGCCGGAGCAGCCGCCUCAUGAGAAAGCCCCCUCAGCACAUCCUGUGGGCCCCAUUCUGAGCGAAACGGCCCCCGUCUCAGGGAACCUGGGCUUCAUCCAUGCCUUUGUGGCCUCCAUCUCCGUCAUCAUUGUGUCCGAGCUCGGCGACAAGACUUUCUUCAUUGCCGCCAUCAUGGCAAUGCGCUACAACCGACUGACCGUGCUGGCGGGGGCCAUGCUAGCACUGGCCCUCAUGACCUGUCUAUCAGUGCUGUUUGGCUACGCCACCACCAUCAUCCCUAGGAUCUACACCUACUACGUUUCCACAGCACUCUUCGCCAUCUUCGGUGUGCGCAUGCUGCGGGAGGGGCUGAAGAUGAGUCCCGAUGAGGGCCAGGAGGAGCUGGAGGAGGUGCAGGCCGAAAUCAAGAAGAAGGACGAGGAGCUGCAGCGCUCGAAGCUGAUGAACGGGGCGGUGGAUGUGGAGGCGGGGUCAGGUGCAGUCCCCCAGAGGAAGUGGCAGAGCUUCAUCUCGCCCGUCUUCAUCCAGGCGCUCACCCUCACAUUCCUCGCCGAGUGGGGUGACCGUUCGCAGCUCACCACCAUCGUCCUGGCAGCCAGAGAGGACCCAUUUGGCGUGGCAGUGGGCGGGACUCUGGGGCACUGCCUGUGCACAGGUCUGGCUGUAAUUGGAGGGAGGAUGAUCGCUCAGAAAAUUUCCGUCAGAACUGUGACCAUCAUCGGCGGCGUGGUGUUCCUGGCCUUUGCCUUCUCUGCUCUCUUCAUAAAGCCAGAUGCCGGGUUCUGAUUGGACAAAAGACUUUGGGUUUCACUUGUAAAUACAUGUACAAUUCAGCUGUUUUAUUAUAGGGGAGGUUAUGCUCUCAGGCUCGUGUGUGUGUGUAUGUGUGUGAGAGAGUGUGUCUGUGGAAGACAGGGAGUAUGUACGCGAGCAAGCAAAAACUGCCUCUGUGUGGUCUUCAUGACAUGGUAGCCACCCCUCCUCCUCAAUCUGAAUCGUGUCACUCAGAGCCAUCGGUCGCUCUUAUUGGUCCCUGUGCUGUGGGGUAGACACUUCCCCUCCCUGUACACCACUCGGAACAGGCUAAACGUUGCGGUUCCACAGCACCUCGACCACAAGCUGCGGGAAGUUUCAUAGAUGGAACAACAGCGUCAAGAUCAUUCACAGACCGGCUUUUCCAGGAAGCAACCGUGGUUGCGAUGGCCCUGACAGUGGUGUGUAUUUAUUUAACAUUAGUUCAGAGAUUGAUAUUUUUCUUAGGAUUAAGAUUGUUUUUAGAUCACGUACUGUACACAUCAGGGAUCUCCGACACUGCUGGGUUCAAGGUUACGACAUCGUCGGUAUUUGACGGGAAGUGUGCUGGUGUGCCAUUUGCUGAAUGAACAGAGACGAUUGUAAGCCCUGAUUGAUGUAAAUACUCAAUAAAGUCUG
This is a messenger RNA of Megalops cyprinoides (Indo-Pacific tarpon), 1738 nucleotides long. It is a transcript of the gene tmem165, whose product is annotated as transmembrane protein 165. Gene Ontology annotation, biological process: calcium ion transmembrane transport; manganese ion transmembrane transport; Golgi calcium ion transport. Gene Ontology annotation, cellular component: Golgi apparatus. Bases 197 to 1093 code for a protein of 298 amino acids. NCBI's taxonomy places the organism in Eukaryota, Metazoa, Chordata, Actinopteri, Elopiformes, Megalopidae. The transcript is spliced from 6 exons. The record is from RefSeq and is a predicted model, not a curated record. Gene Ontology annotation, molecular function: calcium ion transmembrane transporter activity; manganese ion transmembrane transporter activity.